Messenger RNA from Pipra filicauda (Wire-tailed manakin), 2651 nucleotides. RefSeq names its product phosphoglucomutase 3 (gene PGM3). Gene Ontology annotation, molecular function: phosphoacetylglucosamine mutase activity; magnesium ion binding. Lineage: Eukaryota; Metazoa; Chordata; Aves; Passeriformes; Pipridae. Bases 128 to 1756 code for a protein of 542 amino acids. The transcript is spliced from 13 exons. Gene Ontology annotation, biological process: carbohydrate metabolic process; hemopoiesis; UDP-N-acetylglucosamine biosynthetic process. The record is from RefSeq and is a predicted model, not a curated record.
AUCCCGAGGGCAUCAGCCGUGCAGGGAGACGGCUGCGGAGGCGCCCGUCGUGGCGUGUGUCCGGCCGGCCCCGCCCAGCCCUUCCCGGCCCGGCGGCUGUGUGCGCUUCUGGUGGCCGUGACCGGAAAUGGAUCCCGAAGCCCUUAGAAAAUACUCAGCCUUACAUCCCAAGCCUGCCGGCCUGGCUCUGCAGUAUGGCACUGCUGGAUUUCGCACCAAGGCCCAGCAGCUGGAUCACGUCAUGUUCCGCAUGGGCCUGCUCGCAGUCCUCAGGUCCAAAGCCGUGGCAGCAACUAUUGGUGUCAUGGUUACAGCAUCUCACAACCCUGAGGAAGACAAUGGCAUAAAGCUGGUUGAUCCUCUUGGAGAAAUGCUGCACCCUUCCUGGGAAGAGUAUGCCACACAACUAGCAAAUGCAGAGGAGCAAGAAUUACAGGAAGUGAUAAGUGAGAUCUGCCAAAAAGCAGAAGUGAACCUGCACAAAGAUGCUUUGGUUUUUAUUGGUAGAGACACCAGGCCAAGCAGCGAGAAACUCUCCCAGUCAGUAAUAGACGGGAUUCUUGUUCUGGGUGGUCAGUACCAUGAUUAUGGUCUGGUGACAACACCACAGCUACAUUACAUGGUCUGCUGUCAAAACACCCAAGGGCUGUAUGGGAAAGCAACACUGGAAGGCUAUUAUGAAAAACUAUCCAAAGCUUUUAUGGAACUGAUAAAACAGUCUCACAGCUCUGGAGAGUGUCAGAGGCACCUGAAGAUUGACUGUGCCAAUGGAAUAGGAGCCCUGAAACUAUCAGAAAUGAAGCCCUACUUUCCACAAGAGGUGCUAAUUCACAUAUAUAAUGAUGGAACCAAGGAGAAACUCAAUCAUUUAUGUGGUGCAGAUUUUGUGAAAGUUCAUCAGAAACCACCCAGAGGGCUAGACAUGAAGCCCAAUGAGAGAUGCUGCUCCUUUGAUGGCGAUGCAGAUAGAAUUGUUUAUUACUAUAAGGAUGCAACCGGCCAUUUUCACCUAAUUGAUGGAGAUAAAAUAGCAACUUUAAUUAGUAUCUUCCUUAAAGAACUUCUUGCCAAGGUGAGACAGAACUUCAAGAUGGCCGUGGUACAAACAGCGUAUGCCAAUGGGAGUUCGACACGCUACCUCGAGGAAACACUAAAGGUACCUGUGCACUGUGUCAAAACAGGAGUGAAACACUUGCAUCACAAGGCCCAGGAGUUUGAUGUUGGUGUUUAUUUCGAGGCAAAUGGACAUGGUACAGUAUUAUUUAGUAAAUCUGCUGAAACUAAAAUAAGACAAUUGGUGAAAGAGGAGAAGGAUGAUGAAAAAAGAGAAGCAGCAAAGGUGCUUGAAAACAUGAUUGACCUGAUUAAUCAGACUGUUGGCGAUGCCAUCUCAGACAUGCUGGUUAUUGAAGCAAUCCUGGCCUUGAAAGGUCUGACUGUGCAACAGUGGGAUGCCCUCUACACUGACCUUCCCAAUCGGCUGCUCAAAGUUCAGGUUGCAGACAGGCGUGUUAUUGACACAACGGAUGCAGAUAGACGUGCGGUUACACCUCCGGGACUGCAGGAGAAAAUUGAUGCCCUUGUAAAGAAGUACAAGUUAUCACGAGCUUUUGUCCGUCCAUCAGGAACAGAGGAUGUCGUUAGAAUAUACGCUGAAGCAGACACACAGGAGAAUGCGGAUGCCCUUGCCCAUGAAGUAAGCCUGGCCGUUUACCACCUCGCUGGUGGAAAGGGAGCACCACCCCAGCCUAUAUAACGAAUGAUACAACAGCAGUUAAAUUACACAGCUUUGCUUAUCUUUUAAUAUUACUUUUUUUACCACGUGCUCUUGUGCACGUACUGAACCCUUCCUGGGAUAACAAGCAUUGAUCAGAACUGAACAGAAUAUUUUUCCAUUUAUUCUUUACCUCCUUUAGCAACUUACCUCUUAAUGAGAUGCACUUGCUGCUGAAUGUUCCCCUCCCCAAGUUUGUCUAAGUUCUUGACAGGCCAUGGCCAUGCCUAGAAGGAAAUCUGCCCCAGCCCAGCUUAAUUCAUUGUCACAUUGUGCCUGAAAUCCAGCUCCCGUACCCUCAGAGCACUGGCCAUGGCUGCAUGACUGGAGCUCUGCUGUGACUGUGCUCACAGUGGCUGCAGCACAGUGCCUGCUGCAGGAACAUCAUCCCCACCUUCCCACAGCAGCCCAGUCAUCUGUGGGCAAACAGCAUAAGGCACAGGCUGUCACUAGUCUUCAGAUUCAGUUUACCUCAGUUCGAGGGGGAAACAAUAAAAUAAAAAAGAACAUUUGCAAAUAAUAACUUAUUAUUGCAAUAUUAUCUUCAUUAGAUACUUUGUGAAAUUAAUUAGAAAGUGAUUUGCAGUAAUAGCAUUUAUAAUCACACUUAAGAGGGAAGGGACAGAGACAAGUUUGUCUUCUGUGGCCCUUACUGCUGCCCAGCACCAUGAAGGGGCUGGGUCAAGGGAUGUAGUAUUUUAAACACACAAGUGUCCUCCUCAGCUUACUUUGAUUCAGGGUGUCUACCUCUGACGUUGUUCUUGUAGUCCUGUAUUAACUCCUGACAUAAUGGCAUUUUCCAGAUUAUUAAAUAAGCACAAGUUCUAAUAGAUUUAAAAAAAAAAGACAGAAAUAAACUGGAAACAAAUUGGAAAAA